Molecule: messenger RNA, 12204 nt
Organism: Podarcis lilfordi (Lilford's wall lizard)
Lineage: Eukaryota; Metazoa; Chordata; Lepidosauria; Squamata; Lacertidae
Source: the annotation of a GenBank genome assembly
AUGACAAUGAGCACGGGAGCAGUUACAACGGAACCUGUGGGAGGAGACAAGAUGAACGCACUAUGCCAGGAGCUCUUGCUACCCGGCUCAACAGAUGCAGGAAAUGAGAACAACCAUGGCAUCUCCAGUGAGAACUUAGUGGUGGGACAAAGCUUGCUUUUAACAGAGGCUUCUGUGGUAGGAACAGAAACUGCUGGUGUUGAAAUAUUUGUAGAAGCCGUGACUAGCAGCAUGUCCCUCAGCAAUCCUGGCAGCACUACAGGUAUGUUGUGCCCUGAUAGGUCUUCGUAACCAUGUAAGAAUGAACCACUUUGUCACUGUCAUCUUUUAGUGUGAGAGGUUUCUGUCAUGUAGCAUUUGUAUUCUAAAGGAGCAGCAGAAAGAAGCCUUAGGAUCUUAGGUAUGGUACAAAAGGCCAAGAGACCUGUGAAAGAGUAGCCUGGCUUUUCUGCACCUGAUGUUGUGUUCUGUAAUUGUAAGUUGCUUUGAGACAUUUUAAGUAGUCAGCAGCGAAUAAAUGCAAGAAAUAAUGAAGCUAAGGUUUGUACAUCUGUUAUCUGGGAGAAGGGAUACCUGCCACAUUCUGUUAUCUGCUCUAGGAGUGGAGGGAAUGGAGAUUGUGUUCUGAUUGGGGUUCCUGGGUCCUUGUUAUUAUCAAUUGUCCAGCAAGUCACCAAGAUAUGACUGUGGCUAGAUUUGCUUGAGGCACUGUGAGCAGCUGAGAUGAAAAAGGUGCAAGGUGUAUUUGCCUAAUAGGAGGAGGCAGGGAUUUAUUUUCAUCGUAUCUGAUAGAAUAUUGCUGAGCUUACUGUGGAUCUGUUUGCUGCACCUUCAUAAGGCUGCUUAAAGGAGCUACCCUUCAAUGUCAUGGUGAUAAGUAUUGGACUAAUGCCGUGGAAUAUAAGGACCAGAGGCCUUACUAUGUUCUUUGAGGUCUACAGUUUUGCCUGCAGUGCCUCUGCCAUACUCAAUACAAAUGACUGAACUAUCUUUAGGACUAAGAAGCUAAUGUCUUUAUUAGGGCAAAGGGGCUAAUACUGUGUGCCUCAACAUCAUCCUCUGCCCCUGUCUCUUUUAACAGCACAAGUGCUGAGGAGCAUGAGGGGUAUAGGAGAUGGGAGAGAGCAGUCAAGAGCAUAGGAUUUGCAGGGUACCAUAUUUACAGCAAAGUAGGGUGGGACAUGGGUGGGGCGGGUGGCGCUGUGGGUAAAACCUCAGUGCCUAGGACUUGCCGAUCGUAUGGUCGGCGGUUCGAAUCCCCGCGGCGGGGUGAGCUCCCGUCUUUCGGUCCCAGCUCCUGCCCACCUAGCAGUUUGAAAGCACCCCUAAGUGCAAGUAGAUAAAUAGGUACCGCUUUAUAGCGGGAAGGUAAACGGCGUUUCCGUGCGCUGCGCUGGUGCUGGCUCGCCAGAGCAGCUUCGUCACGCUGGCCACGUGACCCGGAGGUGUCUUCGGACAGCGCUGGCUCCUGGCCUCUUAAGUGAGAUGGGCGCACAACCCUAGAGUCGGACACGACUGGCCCGUACGGGCAGGGGUACCUUUACCUUUUUAGGGUAGGACAUUUAAUGAAGGAGAAGACACCACUUACAGGGAUGUUUAGAUGGUGGCAUGUGGGAAGGGGGCUUAGGUGUUGAGGAGUUGGAAGCUUACAAGGCAGUGAUUGGCAUAAUAAUAAUAAUAAUAAUAAUAAUAAUAAUAAAUUUAUUAUUUAUACCUUGCCCAUCUGGCUGAGUUUCCCCAGCCACUCUGGGUGGCUCCCAAUCAAGUGUUAAAAACAGUACAGCAUUAAAUAUUAAAAACUUCCCUAAACAGGGCUGCCUUCAGAUGUCUUUUAAAGAUCCUUCAGAUGUCUUUUACAGUGAUCUUGUAAAGGAAUUUAAGAGGCAAGAUUCAUAUAGGUGGUACACACUGAGACAGGAUAGUAAGAGACACAAUUGAAAAUUAAGUACUGGUCCUACCAUUGCCCUCCUUCCAAUCAAAACUGGUGAUCUUUUCCUCUGAAAAUGUUUGGGUGUGGUUCUAAACACCUGAAAAAUGGAGAGUCCCCCGCUCCAACCCAUUUGAAUUGAAUCCUGUGUUCUGAUAACAGUUCUUAUAGGUGACUCUCCACCUAUAUGCUGAUGGCUGUGACAGAGCUUUGGAGAAUCCUUGUCUGUAAGCUGACAUAAUUUUUAGUAAUUUUUGCCUUGGACGAGAUUUGAACUGAGGCAUGAGGUAGGUGUGUGUGGAUUUUUUUCUACCUUAUCCUCAGCUGUUUUUUAAAUAUCUCCUUACAGAGGUCUUGGUCAAAGUUGUGGAGCUCUAUUUCUGCGAACGGUGUGGGCAGAGCUUCUCUGACCCCGGCCUGCUUUCCCAGCAUCAGUGCAUUGAGCUUCCCAGAGGACAACUUGCAAGCAUCCCUCAGCUUCAAGAGCUACCACUGGGCCUUACAAGCCAGAGCCUGGCUGUCUCUGGAGAGCAGUCAGCAGACCAUGGAGCACAAGCGCAGGGCUUGCUGGAUAGAAGCAGGCAGGACCCUGAAUUCUGUACCGAUCCCCUCUUGUGCCCUGUUUGCCAGGUGGAGUUUGCCUUGCCCACUGAGCUGAAGGAGCAUUUCCGGGACCACCAAAAACCUACGGGUCCCCAGGUCUGCUUUGAGGAAGGCUGUCAUUUCAGUUCGGAGGAUCGCAAGCAACUCCGGGGGCACCUGCGGCACGUCCACCAGGUGUGCCCAGUCACCUGCACCUACCGUGGCUGCUCACUCUUGUUCCGAAGCCGAGAGGACAUGGACCUACAUCGUAGAAACCACUUCCCGUUUCACUGUAGGCGCUGUGACUUCAUCAGCGGCAACACCAAGCAGUUUGGGCAGCACCGACACAGCCAUCUGCAGGAGGCCACACAGCAGGAUGUGGAGGCAGCGCUGGAGACGGGAGCAGUCGCUGAGAGCACUGAGCACAGCUUCACGGCCAUAGUGGGGAAGCGGCUCGCCCAUCAUCUGCUUCUAACAUCAGGUACUUGGGGCUGAGGAAGAGACUAGGGUGGGCAGAAGGGGGAAUGCUUUGGAGUGAUGCAAACCACCUACUUCUUAAAAACCCCACUGGAUCCUAGGGGUCUCUUAACUCACUUUUGUGACAGCUUCCACUUCACUGCCUAUGGCAGACAAUGCCAUAGGCAGAGGUAAAGGGGUGAAGCUCCAUUAGUCAGCCGGCUUUGUGGAAUGAUAUUUUUUGUGGAUGUGGAAAAUUAUAGCAUGAGAAGAUGGUGGUAGAUUCUGAAUGGUGAACCAUAGCUGGGAAAGGGAUUUGAAAUGGUGGGAAAGUUGGGGAAAUGCGGUAGCCGAGAGCAGCUCUCCCUUUGAAAACACCCAAAGUUUAAUCCUCUUCUUUGUCAAACCAUGAAGGUCUUAUUUCCACUUUUUAUGUGUCUUACAUUUAACCCUAUUUUCUAGUUCCUGUUCUACUUCCCUUUUCCUGGUUCUCAAUAUGCAUUUAUUUGCAUGUCAUCAUUUGUUCAUCUCAAGCCUUUUCUCUAUAAACAAAUGGAGUUCCUGGUUUAUGUUUCAUUGUCUUUCCAAGGAAGGGAAGAACCACUGAGCAAGGCUGAGAAUUGCUUGGAAGUUCAGAGUGGUUGGGAUGUGACUGAAAUGGAGCCUGGCCUGGGGGCACAUGUUGGUAGCAGUCAUGUGCCUCCUGAGGACUCAGGACCCAAGGAAGACACAGGGGAUGAAUUUCAGGAGGAGGAGGAGGAGGUGGUGGUGGUGGUGGAGAAGGAGAGCUUUGAGAAGAAAGCAUCUUCUAAAAGAACAAAGGCUCAGCUGAUCAAAGGUAGAGACUUGCAUUCAUUUGCGAGCAGUACAGUUUCUGGCAUUUCUUAGAAAAGCUUUGCCAAACAGCAAAUGCACAGGCAUAUUACAGCAUGCCCUAUAUUUGAAAAGGGUCUGCCUGCCUGAACUGGUUGUUUUCUUUCCUGAGUUCAGAGACAAACUACUUCACACAUUAGUUCCCACUUCUGCUUGGAAAUCUAUUCGUGAUGCUUUCUUUUCUUUGGAGUGGGGUGGAGCAUUGAAUGCAAUGGCUAUUCUCCAGUGGGUGCUAACUGAUUCCCAAUUAUCCCUAAAUCUCCUAAGCUACUAGAAGCUCUUAAGCAUAGGGUGGGGUUUUUAGAUAAAUUUUAUAUUUGUAAAAAAAAACCCUCUACUGUUAUAGGCCGUAGCAAUAAUUUUUUAUUGUAGGGUAGAGAGAACAUGGGAAAAGAUUGCAGUUCGGAGCAACUGUUAUUGCUAGAGAUGAGAGGCAGGCAAAAUAGACUUCUGGAGCAUGACCAAAGGCCCUUUUAUUCAUUCCUCUGCACUUAAGGCAUGCUCCUCUCAUUACAGAAGGUGCGGUUGAGGACUCCAAAUACCUGUUCAAGACCCACAUGUGUCCGGAGUGCAAGCGUUGCUUCAAGAAGCGGACUCACCUGGUGGAACACCUUCACCUCCACUUCCCUGACCCCAGGCUGCAGUGCCCAAACUGCCAGAAGUUCUUCACCAGCAAGAGCAAGCUGAAGAUCCACAUGAUGCGUGAGAACGGGGAGAAAGCCCACCGCUGCCCGCUCUGCCACUACAGCUCUGUAGAGAAGAAUGCCCUCAACAGGCACAUGGCCAGCAUGCACGAGGACAUCUCCAACUUCUACUCGGACGUCUACUCCUGUCCUGUGUGCAAGGAGACAUUCAAGCUCAGCCAUGCCCUCAAGGAGCACCUGAAGACCCACAAGGCAGAGCCCAAGCAGCUGAGCUGCUUCCAGGCCGACUGCAGCUACUGCACCGAGGACCGUAAGGACUUCCUGCGGCACGUCAGGGAGGCGCACUACAUCAAAGCGGUGGAGUGCAAGUACUAUGCCUGCUCCCUGCUCUUCCCCACCGCGGAGGUCAUGGAAGCGCAUCGCAAGACGCACUACGCCUUCCACUGCCAGCAGUGCGACUUCAUCUGCUCCAACAAGCACGUCUUCCGCAAGCAUAAGAAGCAAGGCCACCCGGGGAGCGAGCAGCUCCAGUGCAGCUUCUGCCCCUUUGCCACAUUCAACUCUGUAGAAUUCCACGACCACGUGGGCAAGAUGCACGCCAGUGAGAAGAUCCACAAGUGCACCGAGUGCAACUUCGCCACAGCGCACAAGAGGGUCCUCAUCCGCCACAUGCUGCUCCACACAGGCAAGUUUGCUUCCCUGUAUGGGGACUCCUAGGGAAGCUCUGGAACGUGUCAGCUUGUUUGCUUGUCCCCUUUGUCUCCUGCUGUCUCAUAGUGCUCUGAACGGCAGGCCUGUAGUCCUAAUUUUCUCAGACUUAACUUGCCUCACAGGUUUUUUUCGGGAGAGGUGGGAGCUGAGGUGGGAACUACAGGUGCCACUUCGUGCUCCUUAGAGGAAAGGUGUGGAAUAAUGAAAUUCAUACGUUCUAAACUUGAAAGGAAACUCCUUCCAGACCUCUACUUUGAUCAUUGUGAUGAAGGGAGACUUAAAACUUAGAUAUAGAUUGAGCACCCACAGGUUAGACUUGUUCUUCUUGUACAAAAUCCUGGCCUUCUGGGGCCCCCUUCAUGCAGGUUCUGCCCCCCACACCUCUUGUUGAAAGACCUAGAUUCUGUACUGGAAAAGGAUUGAGAUUCUUUAGUAAAAUUUAGGCAGAUUUGCCAGAUUUCCAAACUUUAGUCUGACAGAAUUUCAGUUCUGGUUGUAGAGUUCAACAGUCUUCAGUAUAAAGUUAGAUUCCCUGACUAGACUUUUGUUGGGGUUUGCAAUUUUGGCAGCCCAUUCCCCAUUUUAGUUGCAAUUUCCCACCAGCCUUUCCUUUUCCCAACUAGCAGCCUUGGAUGCAGCUGGGUGAAGGUGCUUAGGGCACUGUUGCAUUUACUGGCCCACCCUAACCUCCCAACAAGCCCCUCCAGAUCAGGAAGGUCUGGCAAGCAAAGGGCAGGAACGUGGAGAAGGACUUUCCAGUUUGUGACCCUGCAUAGCGAAGGCACUUGCCAUGGUGAUGCAGCGGCCAAGCAGCCCUAGCCUUCCUCCCCACUUUGGAGUGAGAAAAGGGCAGGGAUUGCUGCUUCGCCAAUGGGAUCAUUGCCACUCACCUCUACACUUGCACUGUGGGAAGGCAUCCUUGUUGCUUGUUAAUGCUUACUUGAGGGCAGUGCCACACAUGGUUGAAACCUGGGCGGCAUCCAUAUGCAGGGACAGUAUAGCAAUAUGCUGUGGGAAGGAAGUGCUACUGUUUAUUUUGGGGUUCUUUUGUGGGGCAGUGCAAAGUAGGGCCUCAUUUUAAAUUGAAAAUCUGCUGCCCCCAAGGGGCACUGCGGGCAGGACUGUCAAUCCACAGCUUCCAGUUUGCUCUGUGACUUUAGGAGAGAAGCCUCACAAAUGCCAGCUGUGUGACUUCACUUGCCGAGACGUGAGCUACCUUUCCAAGCAUAUGCUGACCCACUCUGACGACAAGAACUACAUGUGCACCGAGUGUGGCUAUGUGACAAAGUGGAAGCACUACCUGAACGUUCACAUGCGGAAGCACACGGGAGAUCUGAGGUACUGAGAGACCCCCUUCCCCUUCCCCUGGCUUGUUUCCUGUAUCAGGAAGUAAUCCGUAUGCAGAGCAGAGGCCUUUCUCCUUUCACGGCCUUGACCCACUCUUGUUUGUGUGCAACCAGGUAUCAGUGUAACCAGUGUUCCUACCGCUGCCACCGGGCCGACCAGCUGAGCAGCCACAAGCUGCGCCACCAGGGCAAGUCCUUGAUCUGCGAGGUGUGUGGCUUUGCUUGCAAGCGCAAGUAUGAGCUCCAGAAGCACAUGCAGGCGAAGCACUCUCAGAACUACCAGUCCCCCGUCUUCCAGUGUCAGUACUGCAGCUACCAGACCAAAUACAAGCAAGCCCUGCUCAACCACGAGAACUGCAAGCACACCAAGCAGAGGGAGUUCCGUUGCGCCCUGUGCCCUUACCGCACCUUCAGCAAUACCAGCCUUUUCUUCCACAAGCGCAAGGUCCACGGCUAUGUGCCCGGUGACAAGGGCUGGCAGGAGAACUAUGCCAGCAAGGAGCUGGAGGUCACCUCGACGGAGGUGCUGCUCAGUUACAACCUGGCCAUGACCCUCCAUGCUGAGCCCAGCCCCUCCCUCCCCAGGAGGCAUGACAAAACCAAGGCCCUUGUUUCAGAGGUCCAGGAGGAGGAUGGCCCCCAGGAGACUUUCAUCAUGUCUCUCUUUGGGAGUGAAGGCAAUGCUGAGACCGGGAGAGAGGAAGUGGUGGGAGAGCAAGACCAUAGUAAGACAGAUGCAGCCCCUUCAGAGGAACUCUCAACCAAAGCCUUUCCUAAGGGCUCAGGGGAAUCAGGCAGUAUUGGGAAGCCCCUUCCGACUUGCACACUGCAUCUGGAGACCCUAUGCAGCUCUGACCCAGAGCAGCUGGUUGAGGAGAUGCCUGCAACAAUGCCAGACAGUGGGGAGGCCCUGAAUUGUAAGGAGGCGGAAUCAGCCUAUGAAGCAUUAAGUUCCAAGGACUCCCUCCUCCUGGAGGACAGCGAAUCUGCUCUCGACGACAUCCCUGACUUUGAGGAGGAGGCAGAGGUCCAUGAGGAUAGAGAGAUGGAGCUGGAGAAAGGUGCUGGGUCAAGGACUGUUGAAGAGAACAAAGAAGAUGCUCAGCAGGAUCUGGGGGACAGUAAGGGUGAUGGGCGGGACUCUGAACUUCAGCAGGCACCACCCAGCCCUGAGCAGGGAUUGGGGUGCAAAGAACCCAGUAUACAGGAAGCUUGGGCAAAGGGGUCAAAGCAAGAUUCUCUUCAACCUGUUACAGGCCAUGAGACUCUCCUUGCCCCGGAAGAUAUGCUUCCUCCCUCUGAAGAAGGCUCCGAUUCAGAAUCUGUGCUGAAAGCUCUAAGGAGGCAGGACAAGGAGCAAGCAGAAACCCUGGUCCUGGAAGGCAGGGUGCAGAUGUUGGUGGUUCAGUCCGAGAGCCGCGUCUUCAAGUGUGAGAAAUGCUCUUACAUCACCAGGAAGGAGAAGUCAAUGCUGGUGCAUUGCAAAGCUGGCUGUCAGGGCAGGAAAUUCCCCUUGGUGUGCCAGGAGUGUGGGGCCAUUUUCAAGCAGCAGAGAGGCCUGAAUACCCACCUCCUUAAGAAAUGUCCGGCGCUCGUGAAGAAGACUGGCGGGAAAGCAGCCUGCUUAGACCAGCCUGCUGCGGUACAGCCCAAUGGCAAGAGCCUGGAAAUAGCGGAGGCUAAGAAGAAUGGGACAGGAGCCCCGGACGAGGAGGUGAGCAAGCUUCAAAAGGCUUCCUGGGAUGCAGAACCGAGGCCUGUGAAUGCUGAGUCUACAGCCGCUGUCCUUCCCAACACACAGUCCUUGGCCAUCAGUUUGCAAGAGAAGCCAUCUCAGGAUGUCCCUGAAACCAUGGUAGAAGAACAGUUGCCAGGAGCUACCGCUGACACAGCUAGCAAUCCCUUGGAGAAAUACUAUGUGGAGCAGAGCAAGUUCCACUGCAAAGCCUGCUCUUUUGCCUGUUCGCGGGUGUCCACCAUCCGCUCCCAUGUAGAGGAUGGCUGCCGUGGCUUAGAGCAGUUCUGCUGCCCGUUGUGCUCUAAGCCGUUCCGUUCCAAGAGGGCCGUUAAGAUCCACCAGUUGGAGGGGCACAUUGAAGCUCAUCCCACCCGGCUGCUGGAAAGGACCAAGCGCACGGCGGACUCAGAGGGCGGAGAUCAGCAAGCAAAUGGACAAAUCAUCUGUAAGGAUAUGGGUCGGGCCAAUGAGCCAGCAGGAGCAAGCUGUCCCCGCCCUGUGGCCACACACAAGAAGCGGCACUUCUCCUGCCCCUCCUGCCCCUUCACAUGCCACCAGGAGCGUGCCCUGAAGACCCACAAGAAGCGGGGCUGCCUGAAGCUGGGCGAGUUCCGCUGCACGCUGUGCCCCUUCACCUCCAAGGCCGCGGCAGCGCUCCGACUGCACCGCAAGCUCCACCGCAAGUACUACAGCAGCCGGCCGCAGCUGGCCUGCCGCCAGUGCGACUUCACCUGCAAGCAGGUGCGCUGCCUGCGCCAGCACGUGCGCAUCAAGCACGAGGGCGAGAAGCCCCACAAGUGCCCUUACUGCGAGUUCAGCACCACCCGGCGCUACCGGCUGGAUGCCCACCAGUCCUUGCACACGGGCGUGGGCCGCAUCGCCUGCCCCACCUGCGGCCAGACUUUUGGCACCAACUCCAAGCUGCGCAUCCACCGCCUGCGGGUCCACGAGAAGAAGCCCACCCACUUCUGCCCGCUCUGCGACUACAGCGGCUACAUCCAGAACGACAUCACCCGCCACGUCAACAGCUGCCACCAGGGGGAGCUGAACUUUGCCUGCGCCCACUGCCAAGCCCGCUUCAGCUCGGAGACGGCCCUCAAGCAGCAUGCCCUGCGCCAGCACGAGGAGAAGGUCUCCUACGCCUGCCCUCGCUGCGCCUUCGUCUGCCACAGCGAGGCCACCCUCAAGUGCCAUGUCCAGAAGCAGCACCCGCACCUGGAGUGCGCCACCUGCAAGGCCACGCUGGCCACCCGCGAGGAGCUGGAGGAGCACAAGAAGCUGCACUUCAGCCACCACUGCGACAUCUGCAGCUACGCGGCCAAGGAGCGGCAGCAGCUGGUGAGCCACUACUUGGAGGCCCAUGAGCCCCCCGCGGCCAGCGAGAGGCCGCUCAGGUGCUCCUUCUGCGACUUCGGCUGCUGCCACCAGCUGGUCCUGGACCACCACGUGAAGGGCCACGGUGGCACCCGCAUCUACAAGUGCUCCGACUGCGAGUACGCCACCAAGAACAAGCAGAAGAUCACGUGGCACAUCCGCAUCCACACUGGGGAGAAGCCUUACAAGUGCCACCUGUGCCAGUACGCCUGCGCUGAUCCUUCACGCCUCAAGGUGAGAGCCAUCCAUGCUCGGGAUGAUGGUUAAUAAUGAUUGCCUUGCCUGAUUUGUCCACUCCCUGCCCAAUAUGUACCUAUCUGUUUUCCCUUUCGGAGGGACUUAACUUUAGCUUCAUUUGUUCUGGUUUUAACUUCCUGUUAUAAGAUUUAAUUGCCACCAGUGGAGGCAAAACCUAUCCAGUAAUUGUCUAAUACGAUGACCUUUCAGUGACAGACCAUAUGAAACAUCAGUUGCUAUCUGGGGUUUUUUUUUCAGCCCAGCUAGACUGGCUGCUUCCAGUCUGUGAUUCUGAUCUCUUCCUCCUCUCUUGAAAUCUUACAACUCUGUCUUAUGCUUCAGCCAGUCUUGCCCCUCUCCUGCAUGCAUUUUGAAAGGCGGAAAUGAAAAACAAAAACAAAAAACAAAACUAAGGAGUGCCUCAGAUGCGGUGUGUUAAGUCUGGCCUUUGUUACUGUGACUUUUCAGUGCCUUACUCUCCGUAGUAUUCCCUCUCUGUCCUCAUGCAAGAGGACUAUCAUCCAAGUUGCCUGCUAGGACCACUGGUCCACUGGGUGAAUUAUUUAUUUCAGUUUAUCUCCUGCCCUUCCUCCCAAAGGAGCCCAGGGUACCUGUUGAUACAUUUGCUUCACUGUUUAGUCUUCCUUGUUUCCUGGGUUCAUAAUAAUGUUCCAAUCAAGUAACUGGAUUAAACCACUUGUGAGGUUGGUGUCCCACAUGUGUGACCCCCCCCCCCCGGUUUGUCUCCCUCUCUCUGCCCAGUAUCACAUGCGCAUACACAAGGAGGAGAGGAAGUACCUUUGCCCGGAAUGCGGCUACAAGUGCAAGUGGGUGAAUCAACUGAAGUACCACAUGACAAAGCAUACAGGCAAGUGCUUCACUGGAAUAUGGAGGUCUGGGAACUUAGGAGCUAGAAAGGGCAGCCUCUGUUCCUCUUGGGGGGAUAAAGCCUUGCAGGGCCAUGUGUUUUGUUCACAUGAUGUGAAGAGCAGAACCUCUUGUAGCCUUCCAAAAGCUGUAUGCAGAGGCAAACAGUUGGCAUGGUCCAGAUUUGAUAGCUAUUUCUUUCAUCACAAUUGGACUUAUAAGAGUAGGCACGGUGAUCUGUAGAUUCUUGAAGAAAUGUGGCAGCAGUCUGUUCUGUGAAGAACUAGACAGAAUAUUGUCCCUUGUGAGAUGGUGCUGGUCCACCAGUGCAUCUGUUUUGGGUGGGGAUAUCAGAGUAAAGAACUGACUGUAGCUUUUGGAAGUGUUUGUACGCAUCAAUUUUUGAAAUACGUAUCUCACCGCAGGCAUUCCUUACAUGCUAACAAGUUUAGCCCAUACCAGUUUCAUGCCUGUGCCUGGGAGCAAUUGUUGGACCCUUGCAGGCUGAAUGGCACUCUUGCUUUCAUUGUUCCAUCUCCAAUCCUUCUGGUUAAUAAUGCACUGAAUGCCACACUGAUGAAACUUGGGCCGUGCUUAGAGUAUACCCAUUGAAAUCAACAGGCUUAAGUUAGCCAUGUCCAUUGAUUUAAUAGGUCUGCUCUGAGUCUGAUACAACCGCUUAUUUCCAUUUGAGAGCAUUUCUGCCUAGUAGCAUUUGGGUUGCUGAAGGAGUUUUCAUUAGAAUUUGGGGUAUUUUUGUAGCCAUAGUUCAAGGCCAACAUAUGAGGCUGCAGUACUGGGUGGAGAUUUGGGGACACUCCUUUCACCAGGGCAUGCACCUUCCUGCAGAACAUGGACGAGCGGCACUGUUGAGGUGGAAGACACAUGGGCUGUGGCUUGGUUUUGAUGGUCUGGCAUCUCCCACCUGCUUCCAGUGUGUUGCUCUGUGCUUUCUACACAGGGAUCAAGCCAUAUCAGUGUGACGAGUGCGAGUACUGCACCAACCGUGCCGAUGCCCUGCGCAUCCACAAGGAGACGCGCCACCGCGAGGCCCGCUCUUUCAUCUGCGAGCAGUGCGGGAAGGCCUUUAAGACUCGCUUCCUCCUCAAGACGCACCUGAAGAAGCACAGCGAGGAAAAGCCGUACGUCUGCAACGUCUGCUACCGGGGUUUCCGGUGGGCAGCCGGCUUGCGGCAUCACUAUCUGACGCACACCAACGAGCACCCUUUCUUCUGCCGCUACUGCAGCUACAAAGCCAAGCAGAAGUUCCAAGUGAUCAAGCAUCUGCAGAGGCACCACCCUGAGCAGGGCGGGACGGAGGGGGAUCUCAGCAAAGGGGUGGGCAAGGACCCUAGUACGCUUCCUGUCCACCUGCAUGAUGCUCAGCUGGAGAUUCCCCCCUCCAAGCACCCAGAGGUGAUCGAGGCCCAGGUGUCACCACAUGGCUAA